AGUGGGCAUUUGACAAUGAUUAAUUAAGGAUUGACCGCAUGUUCACAGAAUUUAAAUACUGAGUCAGGUUAAAGAUUUUGUAGUUUUACAAUUCACAGUCCCCAAAUAAACCCGGACCCCAUUUUUGGGGCAACCCGGUACCCGUAAGUCUCUCUCUCCCUCACAUUUCCUCGUUCCUCUUUUAGCUACCAUUCCCUUCCCUUCCCUUAAUUCCCCUCUGCACCAACUUUACCAUGCAAUCGUGCAUGCAACUUUAUCAACGUUAACCUAUGUCAAUUUGCUUUCACAUUAUAUUUCCAGUUCCAUAACGUUGGAAUUAUUUCCUAUUCAAGCAAUAUAUGUAAAUCUACAGUCAGUUUUACUGACGAUAGUGAUAUUUCUUUCUACCUGCAUAUCGAUAUUCAGUCAUAUAAUGCAGAAUAAUAUAUUAUAUAUGGGGUCUCCAGCAGCAUAUAUAUCUUCAUUCCUUCGUGAUAUACCAAAUAUGUGAAAUAAAGAAACUUACCAAGGGAUGGUCAAGCAGAUCGUAUAUUUCUUUUGGGAUGGCCCCUUUUCCUCCCUCACGAUAUUCCUUUUGUUUUUUUAAUUCCCUCUCUAUAUAAUUCUUUUUCUUUAUCAAGAGGAUCACUCUAUAUCAUUUUCCAUUUUUCACAAUAAAAAGUUAAGCUUUGACAAAUUAAAGCCUUCUCGCGUAUUCCCGAGCUGGCACUUCGGUUUCGUGUUGGUGGUGGUUCGGAGAAGGGGACAGGAUGAGCUUGGUGGUGAUCCAAGUGGUAAUGGUGGCUCUUCUCUUCGUAAGUAAUCACAGCUUCGCCAAUGCCGGCACGGAUCCAUCUGACGCUUCUGCCCUGAGAGUAAUGUAUAGCUCCCUAAAUUCACCGGCGCAGCUUACAAAGUGGAACUCAUCUGACGGUAGUGAUCCUUGUGGAGAGUCCUGGAAAGGCAUUACUUGCUACGGCAAUAGAGUUAAUGAAAUCCAUUUAUCCGGUCUAGGACUCUCUGGAUCAAUGGGAUACCAAUUAACUAGUCUGACAUCUGUGAUCAACUUUGACAUAAGCAACAAUAAUCUGGGAAACCAGAUACCUUAUCAGCUUCCUCCAAAUGUGCAGAAACUUAACCUUGCUGGUAAUGGUUUUACUGGCGGCUUACCUUAUUCGAUUUCACAAAUGGCUUCCCUUCAAUACUUAAAUGUGAGCCAUAAUCAAAUUCAAGGAGAACUGAAUGACAUGUUUGGAUCACUUUCUUCUCUCAAUACAUUGGAUAUCUCUUUCAAUUCAAUGACCGGUAAACUUCCUCAAAGCUUCCAGUCACUGACUAGUAUGAAGAAAAUCUACCUGCAGAACAACCAGUAUACAGGAAAUAUUGAUGUCCUCGCCAAUCUUCCUCUUGACAAUCUGAAUCUUGAAAACAAUCAGUUUACUGGCGCGAUACCUGAGAAGUUAAGAGGGAUAUUGCAAAGAUCUAACAGUAACACGGGAAGCUCAGGGCCAGCGCCUCCAUCUCCACCUGGCACAUCCCCUGCGAAUAGGUCCAGUAAUCGAAGUCACAAAUCCGGAGGCAAUGGCAGCCCUUUCACUGGUGGCGGUAGCAGUGAUAGAGAUGAGAAAUCUGGUAUAAGUGGUGGAGGCGUUGCAGGCAUUGUCAUAUCAGUUUCAGUGGUUGGAGCAGUUGCAGUUAUCUUUAGUAUCAAGAAAAGACAUAGAAAGUCGUCUACAGACAUAGAAAAACUUGACGUUCAGCCAAUUGCUCUUCAUCCACAAGAAGAACGAGAGAGGAAACUUAGCCAAAAUUCCUCCACAACAAGCAUGAAAGCUGUUGAAACUCCCACCUCGGCGACUCUAAGACCUCCACCAAUCAAUCCUCAUAAAUCCUUUAAUGGAGAUACUAUUUCAGCAAAACCCAUUGUUCCUCAGAAUGAAACUCAUACAGAUCAAAUGAAUGUUUUGCAAUAUUCAUUUGCAGACCUACAGAUGGCUACUGAUCGCUUCAGUGAUGAAAACCUUAUUGGCGAGGGAUCCAUUGGGAGUGUAUAUCAGGCUCACUUUGAUAAUGGCGAAGUUCUGACUGUCAAGAAAAUUAAUUCAACUGAGCUCCGGAAUCCUGAAGAUUUUCUCAACCAGGUUUCUGACAUAUCCCGGAUGCAUCAUCCAAAUGUGACUGAACUGAUUGGUUAUUGUUCAGAACACGGGCAGUACCUGCUGAUUUAUGAAUUCUACAGAACUGGUUCUCUGCAUGAUUUCCUGCAUCGGAUGGAUGAAGAAGACGGCACACGACUAACAUGGGAUAGCAGACUCAAGAUUGCACUUGGCACAGCAAGAGCACUAGAGUAUCAACACGAAGCUUGUUCGCCAUCUUUAGUUCACAAAAAUGUCAAAUCUGAAAAUAUUUUACUUGAUACUGAUCUGAAUCCUCAUCUAUCAGACAGUGGGUUGGCAAACCUUAUUGCUGAUACAGAUCAGGGAUUAAAUACAGAGUCAGGAUAUGGCGCACCUGAGGCUGCUAUAUCUGGAAAGUGUAGCACGAAGAGCGAUGUGUACAGCUUUGGAGUGGUUAUGUUGGAACUUUUUUCUGGACGAAAACCUUUUGACUGCUCACGACCAAGAUCUGAACAGUCUUUAGUUAGAUGGGCAACACCUCAGCUCCAUGAUAUUGAUGCACUGGAAAAGAUGGUCGAUCCGGCGCUUGUUGGACUCUAUUCUGUUAAAUCUCUGUCACGGUUUGCUGAUGUUAUUGCUCUCUGUGUCCAGCCCGAGCCAGAGUUCCGGCCACCUAUGUCAGAAGUGGUUCAAGCAUUGGUUCGGCUAGUGCAACGAGCAAACCUGAGCAAGAGGUUACACGGUAUUGAUCAGGACUGAGGAGACGAAAGAGCUGUUCAAAAGUAAGAAACUCAGUUCCAAGCAAUAUUGACUCACUCUGUUGACUAUUCCAGCUAAUAUUUUCCCCUAAAUUCUUUGCUGUUUAUGGGAGAUUACCUGAUGCUGAUCAGUCCAGCAAGUUGCAAUGUUUUCGAUUAAUACCAGAUUCUGACAUUCCUAAAUUAUCUUGACUUAUGAGAGAACCUUAUUAACACAUACAUUAUUGGACUUUA
Messenger RNA from Nicotiana tabacum (common tobacco), 3088 nucleotides. Its product is annotated as protein STRUBBELIG-RECEPTOR FAMILY 6-like. NCBI's taxonomy places the organism in Eukaryota, Viridiplantae, Streptophyta, Magnoliopsida, Solanales, Solanaceae. The record is from RefSeq and is a predicted model, not a curated record. Gene Ontology annotation, molecular function: protein kinase activity; receptor serine/threonine kinase binding; ATP binding. Gene Ontology annotation, biological process: protein phosphorylation.